This is a messenger RNA of Uranotaenia lowii, 1391 nucleotides long. Its product is annotated as larval cuticle protein LCP-30-like. The coding region runs from base 59 to 847 and encodes 262 amino acids. The record is from RefSeq and is a predicted model, not a curated record. The transcript has 3 exons. Gene Ontology annotation, molecular function: structural constituent of chitin-based larval cuticle. Gene Ontology annotation, cellular component: chitin-based extracellular matrix. Lineage: Eukaryota; Metazoa; Arthropoda; Insecta; Diptera; Culicidae.
UUGAGCCGGUGAUUAGGGAUAGGUUUAUUUUCUACUCGUGGUGUGUAACUUGGCAACAAUGAAUUUAUUUUUGGUGGGAAUUGUAGUUUUGGUGAGUGUGUUGGAAGCGCUAGCCCAGGAUGAUGGAAAAUAUCGUCCGCCAGCAACCACGAGUACAGCUCGUCCAACCACGAGGUACCAAACGUAUCGUCCUUUUGAUCAGUCGAGUCGAUAUCGGAACUAUGGAAGAUAUUACGGACAAAACGCAGGUCGUUACGUGGGAGGAAAUGAUGGCCGGUAUGUGGGUGGCAAUGAUGGCCGUUAUUAUGGCGGAAACGAUGGACGCUACGUGCAUGUGGAUAACCGAUACAAACAUACCGGAGACGGUGAUCGAGGACAGUACGUCCAUGUGGCAGGCCGAUCAGGAGUUGAUGCCCCGAGUGCUGGAAGUUCGAUUGUCCCGGAAGCACCAGUUACGCAACCUCCAACCCCAGCAUUUGUCCCAACGACUGCGAUUCCAAUUCUAGCCAAACAAGCACAGGUAAGAACUGCACCACGACCUGUUCCUGGAGAUGGAUGGAAGAUUAUUCGCCUGGAAAAUCAAGUUCGAGGAGAUGGCUACAAUUAUGUCUUCGAAACCGAAAACGGGAUCAACGCAGAAGAAUCCGGAAGAAUCGAACCAGAUGGGCAGGGAUCGGAGGGGUUGCGGUCCCAGGGCUUCUACGAGUACGUGGGUGAUGAUGGGCAACUCUAUCGGGUGGACUAUGUAGCCGAUAGUAAUGGAUUUGUGCCGCAGGGAGAUCACAUUCCCAAAGUUCCUCCGGCGAUCGAGAAGCUGUUGCAGUAUCUCGCGAGUCAGCCGAAGUAGAAAAAGAGGGAAACAGGUUUUUGCUUAGCUCGAAGAAGAUCAUCCGUGAAACUUUCAGUUUAUCAUUUCAAGCUUCCCUUCUCGAUGGAUAUCCGAUUUAUAACAGUUGGAAACCAGUUGUAGUCGAUCGAUUUUGAAGCGCCUAAAGUUAUAGUUUAAAUUUUUGAUUCGGAGUUUAGUACUGGGAAAACUUAGUAGCGGAUGCAUAGCUAUUAUUUAGAACAAUGUUGAUAUGCAGGAUGGUUUUGUAUGUAGGUAUAUGAUAUUAAUGUCGGUUGGUAGAAACACAGAUGGAAACAAAAAUAAUACUCAUAAUUCAACUAGAACUAAUAAAUUCAUUUCAGACAGUCAAAAUAAAAUUUCUAUUUUCGAUUCAUAGGGAUAUAUUGAAAACUGUUCGGGAUGUUGUAAAAUAACAACAAUUUUAACAAAUUUAAUAAAUAUUAUAAACAUUGAAAAACAGUACUAGAGCAAAUCUCAUCAGAAUUUCCUUCACUGUUGCUUUUUGACAAAAUAAAAAAGAACGAGAAUUUAAAAGCUUAAA